AUGGCCGCAUUAACACUAACCCGCAGCCUUCAUUUCCCUCCAACCCCACCUCUCAAAACCCUAAAACAACACCAACAAUCAAAACCCAAAACUAUAACAAUCACCGCCACCUCCCUCUCUGGCCGCAAACUCGCAGCCGCCGUGAUCGGUGGUGGCCCAGCAGGUUCCUCUGCCGCAGAAGCCUUAGCCGCCGGUGGAGUUGAAACUUUCCUCUUCGAACGCAGCCCUUCUACUGCUAAGCCAUGUGGUGGAGCUAUCCCUCUUUGUAUGAUCGACGAGUUUUCUAUCCCUCUCCACCUCAUCGACCGACAUGUCACUCGCAUGAAGAUCAUAUCUCCUUCGAAUCUGACCGUUGAUUUCGGAUCCAAGACUUUAAAGUCCCAUGAGUUUAUCCCCAUGUUGCGUCGCGAAGUACUGGAUUCUUUUCUCCGGUCUCGUGCUCAAUCCAACGGUGCUCAUUUUAUCUCCGGCCUCGUCACAGAUAUUGAGGUUCCUGAUUUUUCUUCUUCAAAACCUUAUAUCAUCCACCACACGAUUAAUAAUCGUAAACAUUCUUUAGCCGUUGAUCUGAUUGUUGGAGCUGAUGGGGCUAACAGCAGGGUGGCUAAGAUUAUUGAUGCUGGGAAUUACAGUUGUGCCAUUGCUUUUCAAGAGAGAAUCAAAUUGCCGGACGACAAAAUGGAGUACUAUCAUGAUCUCGCGGAAAUGUACGUUGGGAAUGACGUGUCACCUGACUUUUACGCGUGGGUGUUUCCAAAAUGUGACCACGUGGCGGUGGGGACUGGCACCGUCUGUGCAAGGCAGGAUAUUAAGGUGUAUCAAAGAGGGAUCAGGGAGAGGGUUAGGGAGAAGAUUAAAGGUGGGAAAGUGAUUAAAGUGGAGGCUCACCCAAUCCCUGAGCACCCGCGUCCGAGGCGCGUGCGUGGACGCGCCGCGCUCGUCGGGGAUGCGGCGGGGUAUGUGACCAAGUGCUCGGGAGAAGGAAUAUAUUUUGCGGCAAAGUCGGGGAGAAUGUGCGGGGAGGCUAUCGUGAAGGCUUCGGAAGGAGGGAAGAAGAUGGUCGGCGAGGAAGAUUUGAAGAGGGAGUAUUUGAGAGAAUGGGAUAGGAAGUAUAUGAAUACUUUCAGGUUUUUGGAUUUGUUGCAGAGAGUGUUUUAUGGGAGUAAUGUGGGUAGAGAGGCAUUGGUGGAGUUAUGUGGGGAUGAGUAUGUGCAAAGGAUGACAUUUGAUAGUUACUUGUACAAGAAGUUAGCUAGUGGAGAACGAUGGGAUGAUGUGAAAUUGGCUUUGAAUACUCUUGGGAGUUUCAUGAGGUGUAAGAUUGUAGGAAGGGAGAUGGAGGCUUUGAAGUUGUAG
Dovyalis caffra is the source of this 1356-nucleotide messenger RNA. Lineage: Eukaryota; Viridiplantae; Streptophyta; Magnoliopsida; Malpighiales; Salicaceae. The record is from the annotation of a GenBank genome assembly.